AUGUUGAACGAACAAGGUGAAACAAUUUUGGGCUGUGAAAAAUAUUUGUAAUGAGGACAUAGGCCAUAACAAAUACUACUAUAAAUUUUAACUCUUAUAAUAAGACGAGCUUGGUAUACAUCCUAUAUACUUUCCAUCCCUGUCGAGGGUUUAGUGUGGAGUUUGGUAUUCUGUUGUGAAAGUUUUGAACAGUUUUCAGGCAAACAUUAUGCAGGAAUCAGUAGAUUUUUAAAGGUGUGUAUCCUUGCCGUGACAAUUUCAGAAAUAACAAAGCACACAUACGUGAUGGCCUUGCUGUUGGUAGCCGUGUAGGAUAAUGUUAUCUAUGAAGUUGCAUAUUCGUUUCAAAACUGGAACACAUGGUGUUAAUAAUGUGAUAUGAGUAAUAUGAUAUUUGAUAAUAUUCUUGGAACUGCAAUUGGUUUGCAUGGCAAAGAUAUGCCAAUAUCUUAUAUAAGUGAUUAUCGCUGCGGAGAGUAAGAAAGAGGCACUGCGAAAUUUUAUGAAGAAACAUGACACACACAUUCGUUAGUGCCAGUUUGCUGUAACUCCAAGUGAAUUUGGAGGAGUGACUGCAAUGGCAAAUGUGUUCGCAAGAAAAUGUCUACGAAUUGUUGUUGCUGCACUCUGCCAGACGAUUGGUUGGAGGAAGAUAAAACCAACAUCUAUGGAAGUACUGAUUGAUCUUCUAGAACAUUAUAUCAAAAGCCUUGGUAAGGGAGCUCACGAGUAUGCUGAACAACGUGGUUCAACAGUUCCAGUUCUUGAAGAUCUUGCUCUUGCUCUUAGUGAUGCAGGAGUUACUAUCCCCCCUCUAGAGGAGUAUAUUCAUGAAGUUGGCCAAGUUCCGUGGCCUGAGAACAGUGGCACUACCUCUUCUGGUGCAGUUCCAGUCUUCCCAGUGCAAGUGCCUUCCCGCCGUAAUGGAGUGGAACAGCAUCUUCAGUUCUUCGACAGUUGGGCUGAAUCAGAAGAUGAAUGCUGUAGCCAUCUGGUACCACCCACACAGCAUACAGAUUCAAAUGUUGGUAUAUAUCCAUCUGAAGUUUCAGUUGAUGUCACAGGAGGAUCUUGUAAGGCUGAGGAUAUAUCCAGAUCAACAGACAGUAUACCUCAAGCAUCACAAGCCUCAGUGGUGGCGAUGACAGAAUGUGGUAUCCUCUCAGCAUCACGUGAUGGUAGACAGCCAUCUGCUCGCAGGCCAACUACACCACCUCGAUAUUCGCCUUCUCCUGACAGACAGCGUGCUUUGAGUGGCUUCCAUACAAAGAAGGAAAAGAAAAAAAUUAAAGGGAAGGAGAACACAGGAGUUAGUAAAACAAAAAUCAAAACUGUUUUAGGGAUGGGUAAGGUAAGACCUCCACCUGAAUGUUCCUCUGGACAAAGCAUUGACUCAGCUUUUACUUCAAGAUUUUGUGACAAAACACAGCCAUUCAAUUCACAAAAAUACAUUAAUUCUAAGGGGAAUCCAUUGAAUUCUAUGACUUCAAAGGAUAUUCUGCAACAUUCUCAUCAUGUGGAUAAAAAAUCCUUAACCCUUGCAUCAUCAAAAGAGAGAAAUCCUAAGCCAUUACAAUUACCUGGUGCAAAGCAUAUUUCAACGGACAAUAAAUUGGCAUUGAAGCACAAUAUGCAAACUGUGCCUGGUGCUACAUCUUAUAAAGAUAGUCCUGAUUUUGGACCAGACACAACUGUUAAUAAUCUACUACCUCAGUGUAAAAAAUUAGGGGAUAAACCAAAGUCUGAACCACUUGAGAGUUCGCAGUGGAGCAGUGUUCCUAUUAAAAAAGAACCCAUGGAUGUAAACCCUGUAACAAGUGAUCAAACUUCAUCUACUCUUAAUUCAAAUAAUUUAAUGCCACAAAAGUCACAAAUUAAGACUGAAAUUACAAUUAAUAAUAAGGAAGGAAAGAGCUCAUUAGAUGAUGGAAGUCUCACAUGCACUCCAAAAGAAAGUGUUAAACCUUUGUUAUUGACAGAUCCCCAAACAGUAAAGACUGUAGAUAAGUCUGAGCCUAUCAAUCACCAAAGGAACAGUCCAAAGUGUGUAGUUGGUAAUUCUGCUGAAACUCAGUCAAGUGUUGAUCCUAUUGAGAAUAAGCAACCAAAAAUUACUAAGUUCACAGAUACUGCUGUUACACCAUCUUCGACAUAUAAAAGCAAUAGCUUAGCUACAAUUGUGGAUAUGAAUAUCAACGAGAGAAAUAAACCUGUAUCGAAGGAAAGAACUUCCCAUCUUCCUGUGCCAGCUGAUAAAUUAAGAGAAAAGCAAGAUAAAAAGACUGAAACUGCAACACCGUCAAAAAAGCUGCUUAAUUCCUCUGCAAAAUCGUCCACAAAAGAAGCAUGCACAAGCAAUAAAGGGAACCUUUCGAGUAAAAAAGUGAAACAUGCUGGAUCAUUUACUAAACUCCCCCAGAAAACAGGCAGCCAAUGGGAUGCUACUUUAGAUAAUCUAUUUGCUCCAGACAUUGUCCAAAAGAAGAAAAAGUGUGACAUUGUCAAGGACAAAGAUCAUAAAUCAAACACUACCAAGGGAACAGAUCUCAUACGUGCACAGAAGGUGCCUCCAGUUACAAAUGAAGUACAGAAGCUGCACAGUGAUAAAGGAAUCUCCCAGCCCCCAGUUGUGAGUAAAGUUGUGGGAAAUGAUACAACAAAACCCAACAAAACAAGUAGGGUAAUGACACCUGUGAAUAUGGACAUUAAAGGAAAGGAAAAAGAGUGUGUUUCAAGUAAGACAACAUCUUCUGCUACAACAGAAGAGUCAUUGUCAAAGCACUCCCAUAAAAGGGUGAAAGAAGAAAUAUCUAGUUCAACUAAUAUGCCCACUUGGCGUGUAAGGGCAGCUCUCAUUUAUAGCAGUAGCAGUGACUCGGAAAUUGAUGUGGUGAAACCAGCUAAAGCUUUAUUUGGAACACCAUCAGCUGUAAGAAUCACAGAAACACCGAAAACACCACGUACUCCAGAUGUUCCUACAGGAAUCUCUGUACAUUCUAGAUGUAAAAAAGUUAUAAGUGAUGCCCAAGAGGUACAGCUUGGCUUAGAUUUAGGCACUCCCCCACCUGCAAGACCACCAACACCGGGUAAAGCGACACCUCCUGUUGUUGAAAUAAGCAGAGAGAAGCACAAACAUAAGAAAAAGAAAAAGAAGCAUGAAAAGAAACAUAGCCCAAAGAAAGAAAAGGUACAGUUUGAUGGAGAUAAGGUUCACUCAAAAAGUGAUCUAGUGGCUGCAGAAGGUCUGAUGCAGUUGACAUCACUCUCAGGUGAUAAACGGUCUGGUGGUCUGUCCCACAAAGAAACUGUUUCUGGUGCGAAGAGAAAACACAAACAUUCAGCACUGACAGAACACUCCAAAAAGCGCCAUGGGUUGUCAGCAUCAUUACCUGUGGCAGCGUCUUCACCUGUUGUUAUUCCUUCUGUCUCGCAACAACCCUCGCUUCCCAAAGUUCAAGUACCAGUGAAUGGUCUUCCUGUAACUAUUUCAGAUGAUGGUCCUGUUGGAUUCUAUUUUGAUGAAUCUGGCAACCGUGUUUGGGUGUGCCCUUCAUGUGGUGGACAAGAUGAUGGUAGCCCAAUGAUACGCUGCGAUGACUGCUAUGCAUGGUACCACUGGGCAUGUGUAGGAAUUGACUCUGCACCAGAUGAAAAUGUUGAUUGGUUUUGCUCAUACUGCUUUUCCAAAAAUGAUAGGCAGAUGAAGAAACAUAAAAGUUCUUCAGUCCACCGUAAAAAAUCUCAUAGCAAAUCUUCGAAAAAAUGAUAUACUCAUGUACCUGAAGAAAUUGUAUUAACAGUUUUGAAGGGUUUAAGGUCAAGUCUUUUGCUUACAUGUUAAAUGCAAAUUCUGUUUUUUUAAUGAUGUGGGUGAAACGGAUACAUAUAUAUCAUCUGUGGAGUAGAAAGGUGAGUUGUGAAAGUUGUUUUCAAAUCAUUUGAAAAAUUGAUUUCAUUUUGUUAAAAGCUGUAGUAAUGCAUCCUUUUGACAUAUUAUUUCUGGCUACUUGAAUUGUGUGUUUUUUUUCUGUUGCCACUGUGAUAUUCCUUCCAGUCCAUCUGUAUUAUUAGUACAAAACCUGUAAGUCAUUGCUAUGAAGAAAGUAUUUUUGUGAGUGCAGUAAUUGUAGAAUUUACAAAAGACUGAACCUUUUAAAAGUUGCAGAUUGUUUAUCCAUCAUUUUACAGCUUUGAUGGUUUUUUUGUCUGCAUACUUCAUAAUUACCUAAAUGUUGUACAGUGGUUAUUGGUUUGUAACUUUGACUGAUACUGCUAGAUGUGCCUCUAAGGACAACAUAAAACUAAAACAGAGCACUAAUUCAGUUAUUCGAUGUAUUAGAAUGAUGAUUAUUUUCCUGUGCAUGUUAUGCACCAAAGAAUUUUGUACUGUUACCUAUGAAAGCAAGCUUUAAAGAUAAAACUUCCUCUGAUAAGACUGUAUUUUUAUAUGUUUCCAUUGUCAUUUGCUAUAAUGGUUUAAUUUGUGUAUGUGUUAAUGAAAUGUGUUUGUAAUCCAUGCCAAAAUGUUUUGUAAUUAGAAAGUGUGUGAAAAAUCUUGCUUAUGUUAAGAAAUAAACUGUUAUAUUUGUGUUUUAAUUGUUAUUUGUAGUUGUACUGUGAUAAAAAGUGGAUAUUGUUAAAUGUCAGAGGAAAGUUAUGUUUUCGUACCAUAUUUGUUGAAUGUUUUGGUACAUUGUUACAGAAAAUAUAGAAAGUAUUGUUCAGAUAUAUUCAGCAAUAAGGUAAUAAAUAUAACUUUAGUCUUAAUGUUCUGUAAGAUAAAGUCAUUAUGUGGCAUAAAAAUAUGCUGGUACUUGCAUACUUUAUAAUUAAUUUGUGUAUAUCCAGAGAUUUAUUUAUUUAUAUCCUACAACAUGGUAACACAUUACAUUUGGGUUGAUUAAGGUCCCAGAAUAAUUCUUUUUAAGAAACCUAAAAUGAACAAAAAAUGUUUCUUUGAGAACCCCUAAAAACUGGAAAGUAAACAAGAACGUCCUGGUAACGAUUCCAAUUUCAGCCAUAUUCUCUCUCUCUCUCUCUCUCUCUCUCUCUCUCUCUCUCUCUCUAAACAAGAACGUCCUGGUAACGAUUCCAAUUUCAGCCAUAUUUUCUCUCUCUCUUCCUCUCUCUCUCUCUCUCUCUCUCUCUCUCUCUCU
Messenger RNA from Schistocerca nitens (vagrant locust), 5156 nucleotides. RefSeq names its product transcription initiation factor TFIID subunit 3-like. Lineage: Eukaryota; Metazoa; Arthropoda; Insecta; Orthoptera; Acrididae. Gene Ontology annotation, molecular function: protein heterodimerization activity. The transcript has 2 exons. Bases 578 to 3766 code for a protein of 1062 amino acids. Gene Ontology annotation, cellular component: transcription factor TFIID complex. The record is from RefSeq and is a predicted model, not a curated record.